AUGGCGGCGGAGGCGCGGGGGCGGUGGGCGGUGUCGGCGCUGCUGCUGCUGCUGCGGCUGCUCCACCCGGCCGCGCUCGUGCUCGCCAACACCGAAGGUGAUGCCUUGCAUAGCUUAAGGACUAACUUAAAUGAUCCUAAUAAUGUUCUACAAAGUUGGGAUCCCACUCUGGUCAACCCCUGCACUUGGUUUCAUGUUACCUGCAAUAAUGACAACAGUGUUAUCAGAGUUGAUCUUGGAAAUGCUGCGCUAUCAGGAACUUUGGUUCCGCAACUUGGCCAGCUCAAAAACUUGCAGUACCUGGAGCUCUACAGUAAUAAUAUCAGCGGCACUAUACCUAGUGAACUUGGGAAUCUUACAAACUUGGUCAGUUUGGAUUUGUACCUGAACAACUUCACUGGUUCGAUACCAGAUUCAUUGGGGAAGCUAUUGAAGCUGCGGUUCUUGCGUCUUAACAACAACAGCCUUUCUGGUUCAAUUCCAAAAUCGUUAACUGCUAUCACUGCACUCCAAGUUCUGGAUCUGUCAAAUAACAAUUUGUCUGGAGAAGUUCCAUCAACUGGUUCCUUUUCGUUAUUCACCCCUAUCAGUUUUGCGAACAACCCUAACUUAUGUGGUCCUGGCACCACAAAACCUUGUCCUGGUGCUCCUCCCUUUUCUCCACCUCCUCCAUACAACCCUACAACCCCUGCACAAUCGCCAGGAAGUAGCUCUUCCAGUACUGGAGCAAUUGCUGGUGGAGUUGCUGCUGGCGCAGCCUUGCUAUUUGCUAUUCCUGCAAUUGGUUUUGCCUAUUGGCGGCGCAGGAAACCGCAAGAGCAUUUCUUCGAUGUACCUGCUGAGGAAGAUCCCGAGGUGCAUCUUGGCCAGCUUAAAAGAUUUUCACUACGAGAAUUACAAGUUGCAACAGACGGCUUCAGCAAUAAGAACAUUCUUGGAAGAGGUGGAUUUGGCAAAGUCUACAAAGGACGGCUGGCAGAUGGAUCUUUAGUUGCUGUUAAGAGACUAAAGGAAGAGCGCACGCCUGGUGGGGAAUUACAGUUUCAAACAGAAGUUGAGAUGAUUAGUAUGGCUGUACACAGAAACCUAUUGCGUCUUCGUGGAUUCUGUAUGACACCAACAGAAAGGUUGCUUGUGUAUCCAUACAUGGCUAAUGGAAGUGUUGCAUCACGUUUAAGAGACCGGCCACCAGCUGAACCUCCACUAGAUUGGCAAACAAGAAGAAGGAUUGCAUUGGGUUCUGCUAGGGGCCUGUCUUAUUUACAUGAUCAUUGUGAUCCAAAGAUUAUUCAUCGUGAUGUCAAAGCUGCAAAUAUUUUGUUAGAUGAAGACUUCGAAGCUGUGGUGGGGGAUUUUGGUUUAGCCAAACUAAUGGAUUACAAGGAUACCCAUGUAACUACUGCUGUCCGUGGAACAAUUGGGCACAUUGCACCUGAAUACCUUUCAACAGGAAAAUCCUCUGAGAAAACUGAUGUAUUUGGCUAUGGAAUUACGCUUUUAGAGCUUAUUACAGGACAACGUGCCUUUGAUCUAGCUCGCCUUGCUAAUGAUGAUGAUGUCAUGCUUCUUGACUGGGUCAAGGGAUUGCUCAAGGAGAAGAAACUGGAGAGUCUAGUCGAUAAAGAUCUAGAGCACAACUACAUCGAUGUUGAGGUGGAAUCUCUGAUCCAGGUCGCGCUGCUCUGCACGCAGAGCAACCCCAUGGAACGUCCUAGGAUGUCAGAGGUUGUGAGGAUGCUCGAAGGCGAUGGUCUCGCCGAGAGAUGGGAGGAGUGGCAGAAGGUAGAAGUAGUACAACAAGAGGUCGAGCUAGGCCCUCAUCGAACUUCGGAAUGGAUUCUCGACUCGACCGACAACCUCCACGCUGAACAGCUGUCAGGGCCAAGGUGA
This is a messenger RNA of Miscanthus lutarioriparius, 1890 nucleotides long. NCBI's taxonomy places the organism in Eukaryota, Viridiplantae, Streptophyta, Magnoliopsida, Poales, Poaceae. The record is from the annotation of a GenBank genome assembly.